Messenger RNA from Vanderwaltozyma polyspora DSM 70294, 1296 nucleotides. RefSeq lists its product as uncharacterized. The record is from RefSeq and is a predicted model, not a curated record. NCBI's taxonomy places the organism in Eukaryota, Fungi, Ascomycota, Saccharomycetes, Saccharomycetales, Saccharomycetaceae. The transcript has a single exon. The annotation marks the transcript as partial.
AUGUUUUGGAAUAAUGUCAAAUAUUUUUUGAGACCAUGCUCAUCGAGAAAUUUCUUUAGAAGCUAUUCAUUAAGCUUAGGAAGCUUUGAAAAUGGUAAUGCGUUCAAAAUCUCAAUUCAAUCACCUAUUCGACAAUUGGGCACACUGAACCAAAUUUCUAAUCAUGAACGAAGUGUUUCGAAACUAUUGGAAUUGAGAAAGUUAAUGGCGAGAAAUGAUCUUUUUUGUUAUAUUAUACCAAGUGAAGAUGAACAUCAAUCAGAGUAUGUGGUGAAAUCUGAUGAAAGAAGAGCUUUCAUAUCAGAAUUCACUGGAUCUGCAGGUAUUGCCUGUGUGACAAAUGAUUUGGUCAAUUUUUCAGAUGAGAAUCCAAAUGGAAAAGCUAUUUUAAGUACUGACGGUAGAUAUUUUACGCAAGCAGAGUCUCAAUUGGACUUCAAAACUUGGAAAUUACUGAGACAGGGGGAAGACGAAUUGAAUUGGAAAGAUUGGUGUAUAAAUGAGGCUAAGCUGAUGUCUUUGGCAUUGGGCGGUACUAAGGUAAAAAUAGGUAUUGAUCCAAAACUGAUCACGUACAAGGAAAUCAAGGAUUUUGAAAAAUUGAUCUCUAAAAAUGAACUGAAGACACAGAUUGAGUUAGUUGAGGUUAAACAAAAUUUAAUAGAUACUAUUUGGAAUAAAUUCGAAACUGCUCCGAACCGAAAAUUAAAUCCCAUUUAUUCUUUACCAGAGGAAUUUUCAGGAAAAUCGUAUCAAAAAAAGAGAGAUGCUCUAAUCAAAAAACUUAAAGAGUCGACUAAUGGCCAGUUUAAAUUUCUUACACCAGCAUUGGAUGAAAUUGCUUGGUUAUUAAAUUUAAGAGGCUCAGAUAUUGACUAUAAUCCGUUUUUUUUUUCGUAUCUUUUAUUAGAUGACACCCAUUCUAUAUUAUUUACUGACAAUCCAAUUCCCGAUGAUGUCAAUACUUUACUGGAAAAAAACGAAGUAUCAGUUAAACCAUAUAACGAAAUAUGGAAGUACAUUGUCAAUGAAGCCAAAAAGAUGAUAGCAACAAAUCAAAAUGAUAAAGUAACAUUUUUACUCCCUGAAACAGUCUCGUGGAGGAUUGUAAACGAAAUCAAAGACAUCGUGAAUUGCAAAUUUAUCGAAUCUCCAAUUCAAGGUUUAAAAUCAAUCAAAAAUGAAAGAGAGAUAGAGAAUGCAAUGAUAGCACAAAAAAUUGAAGCUGUAUGCUUAGCUAAGUAUUUUUCGUGGCUAGAGAAAGUACUCAAAAAUAACAAUCCAAGAAAGAUUACA